This is a messenger RNA of Cydia amplana, 3232 nucleotides long. RefSeq names its product metastasis-associated protein MTA3 (gene MTA1-like). The coding region runs from base 346 to 2862 and encodes 838 amino acids. The transcript is spliced from 18 exons. The record is from RefSeq and is a predicted model, not a curated record. Gene Ontology annotation, biological process: negative regulation of transcription by RNA polymerase II. NCBI's taxonomy places the organism in Eukaryota, Metazoa, Arthropoda, Insecta, Lepidoptera, Tortricidae. Gene Ontology annotation, molecular function: transcription coactivator activity; transcription corepressor activity; histone deacetylase binding. Gene Ontology annotation, cellular component: NuRD complex; nucleoplasm.
AUUUUAUUUUAUUUUUAGGGCAUAGUAAAUUAUAUUUCAAUUAGGGACAUGAUUUGUAAAAUAUUUCGUAUUUUAUAUUUACUACACCAUCGUUUCGAUGUAAUUAGUGAAUAAAAUUUUAGGAACAUGUCAUUGCUUUGUUUUAAGAGCAGGAAGUUUACGCUAAAAAGUGCGACUGCGCACUGGCCAAAUUAGUAGUGUGAAAGAAAAUGGCGAUCAGCGAAAGGCGUCCGGAGUUAACGUGAUGAAAAACAUUGUAAAAGCUCAAUUACAUAGUGUUAUAGUUAAUAAAUGUGUCAGAUGUAGAUUAUUUAAGUGUUAAUGAAUAGUGAUUGUGUAUAAAAAAUGGCUGCGAAUAUGUACAGAGUCGGCGACUGCGUCUAUUUCGAGACGUCGUCGACGUCUCCGUACCAAAUCCGGCGGAUAGAAGAACUGAACAAGACGGCAUCAGGCAAUGUAGAAGCAAAAGUCAUGUGUUUCUACCGGCGGCGGGACCUGCCGAACCCGCUCAUACAAUUAGCUGAUAAGCAUCAAAUGGCCCAGUCAGAAGACUCACCGGUUGCAAUGAAACUCAAGAAAAUAUGUCUAAAGACGCCAAUCGGGGAAGAACAAGCAGCACAGGCAGUUCUAGACCCCGCGAUAGGUAACUUCGACGUCGGAAAUGAACCGUCAAUGGAGGAGGAAUCUAGCGAGCUGCCAGGCACAGACGGCCUGGCACCCAAGCAGCGACACCAAGCCAAGCACCGAGAGCUGUUCCUCUCGCGGCACGUGGAGACGCUGCCCGCCACGCACAUCCGCGGCAAGUGCACUGUCACGCUACUCAACGAGACAGAGUCGCUGCUCAGCUAUCUGAAUAAGGAUGACGCAUUUUUUUAUUGUUUAGUAUUUGAUCCUUCACAAAAGACUUUAUUAGCAGAUAAGGGAGAAAUCCGAGUUGGAAGUAGAUAUCAGACUGAUGUAACUAAUUUAUUAAAAGAAGGCGAACUCGACGGGCGCGCGAGCUCGGAGCUGGAGACGCUGGUGUGGACGCCGGAGCACGGGCUGACGGACCGGCAGAUCGACCAGUUCCUCGUGGUGUCGCGCUCGGUGGGCACGUUCGCGCGCGCGCUCGACUGCUCCUCCAGCGUCAAGCAGCCCUCGCUACACAUGUCCGCCGCCGCCGCCUCCCGUGACAUCACACUGUUCCACGCAAUGGACACACUACACAAGUCUGGCUACAGCAUAGAGUCCGCCCUGUCGUCGCUGGUGCCCGCGUCGGGCCCCGUGCUCUGCCGCGACGAGAUGGAGGAGUGGUCCGCCGCCGAGGCCAACCUCUUCGAGGAGGCGCUCGACAAGUAUGGCAAGGACUUUGCCGACAUCAGGCACGACUUUUUGCCUUGGAAAACGUUGAAGAACCUCGUCGAAUACUACUACAUGUGGAAGACGACGGACCGCUACGUGCAGCAGAAGCGCGUGAAGGCCGUGGAGGCGGAGUCCAAGCUCAAGCAAGUCUACAUUCCCAACUACAACAAACCGAACCCGGCGCUGGUGAGCAACUCGGGCAGCAAGCCGGGCACCGUGCUGAACGGCGGCACCAACGGCACCGCCGCGAUGCAGCCGCCCGCCAUGCUCUGCGCCUCCUGCCAAGUAACGAAUUCAAACCAGUGGUACACGUGGGGACCGCAGCAUUUACAGUACAGACUGUGCGGCACGUGUUGGCAGUACUGGAAAAAGUAUGGAGGACUUAAGACGGCGGGAGUGUUCGGCGAGACGGAGGUGGAAGCGGGCAAGGGCGCCCGCGCCGAGGGCGAGGACGCCGCGCUGUCCGUCUCGCACCGCCCGCAUCGCUGCACCGUCCUCAACUGCUCCAAGGAGUUCAAGCUGCGCGCACACCUGGCGCGGCACCUGGCGACGGCGCACGGGCUGGGCGCGGGCGACGGCGCGCGGCCGGUGAUGAAGACGCGCGCCGCCUUCUACCUGCGCGCCUCGCCCUUCACGCGCCUCGCCCGCCGCCUGGCGCGCGCGCUGCGCCGCCCCCGCCACCACGCGCGCGCGCCCUUCGCGCCCAUCAACCUGCAGCAGGUCAAGCACGAGUGUUCAGUAGCGAUGGCGGGGCUGGGCCCGGCGGAGCUGCGCUCGGGCGGCGCGGCGGGCGGCGCGGCGCGCGCGCGCGGGCCGGUGGGCGCGGUGGCGGCGCGGCUGGGCGCGGCGCUGGGCGGCCCGCAGCCCGCCCGAGGCCACGACUGGCUGCGCCUCACGCCCAAAGACUGCCUGCCCAAGCCGCCGCACGUCGCCUUCCCCAAGCCGCCCAAGGCGCCCGACGGCAGUCUGAUGUACGAGCGCGUGCUGUCGCGCGCCGAGAAGGAGGCGCGGCGCGCGUCGCCCGCGCCCGCCGCGCCCGCGCCCGCGCCGCCGCCGCAGCCGCUCAAGCGCCGCGCCUACGACGACAUCAACGGACUCGACAGAGCCGGGCUGGAGCGGUCAGGCGGAGCGGCCCCGCCGCCGGCCAAGCGGCCCAACAAGCACCCCGCGCCCAUGCAGCGGCCCUCGCGCGAGCAGUACGCCGCCAUGUGCGCCCGCGCGCAGGCCACCGGCCAGCCGCUGCCCGCGCACGUCUUCACGCACGUGAACGGCAAGCCGACCAAUUUGACAGGACGUGGCGGACGGCGUCACGUUAUCUCAUGGAUGGACGCACCGGACGAUCUUUACUUUAGGGCUACAGAGGCGGCCAAAUCCGCGCGCCGGAGCCUGAGCUGCGGCGAGCUGCGCCGCGGCGCGCGCGCGCCCUGGCGAGCCGUGCGCGGCGCGGGCGCGGGCGCGGGCGCGGCGCCCGGCAAGGCGGCGGGCGCGGCGCCGCCGUGCCAGCUGGUCAUCCUGGACUGACAGGAGCCUGCGCGCCCGCCGCCCCCGCCCCACCCCUACACCAUGGAGGCGCUGCUCGGCUGAAGCCCCGUGUAUAUUCCCGUUGUAAAUACUACCGCGCCGAGGGCUGUACAUAGCGAGGCCGAGGCCCGCCGCCGCCGGCCCGGCCCGGGCGCGCCCCCCGGACGAAGAUUGUAUUUUUGGUAAACGAAUCGCCGCGAACGGAUUCUGUAGAUAAUAUUUUAAACUAUAUUGUUCUUAUGCGGUUUGAUCUGGAGUCGAGCAAAAUGAUGUAUUUGAUACAUAAAAUGAUAUGUAAGUCUAUUUCAUUCGGAGAUUCAUUGUAGGAUAAUUUACAAUUUUUUUCAUAAAUAAAGCACAAAUCGAGAUA